Molecule: messenger RNA, 5034 nt
Organism: Dictyostelium discoideum AX4
Lineage: Eukaryota; Evosea; Eumycetozoa; Dictyosteliales; Dictyosteliaceae
Gene: elmoE
Product: engulfment and cell motility ELM family protein
Exons: 2
Coding region: 1-5034 (1677 amino acids)
Source: RefSeq, a predicted model, not a curated record
AUGAAACUUCAAAUUUAUAAUCCAAAUGGUGAAGAAUUUCAAUAUGAUUUUAAAUCGGAUAUACCAUUUUCAUUUCACAUAAAGAAUUUAUAUGAAAAUUUAGUGGUACAUAAUAAUGGAUUAAAAAAAAUAUUACAAUCAUUCCCCUACUGUGAAGCAAAUAGAAGUUACGAUGAAAUUUAUAGUCAUUAUUCAUUACAAGAGGCAACAUCUGGUAAUUGGAUGUCAAAUUCAACUGAUUCUACAUUUAUCAAAGGUUCACCAGAUAAUACAUUAUUUUUUAAACUUAAACCAUUAACUCAUUAUUUAACACCAAUUGAAAAAUUAAUUGGCACUACUACAUCAUCAUCAUCAUCAUCAUCAUCACCAUCAUCAUCAUCAUCAUCAUCAUCAUCAUCAUCGUCAUCAUCACCAUCAUCUCCUUCUCUAAUUGGUUUAAUAUUAUCAUUACAAACUCAUUUAGCAUUAUUAAUGUAUGAAAAUAUUUAUGGAAAUAAAAAUAAUAGUAAAGAUACUAAUAAUAGUGGUACCAUCAAUAAUAAUAAUAAUAAUAAUAAUAACAGUGGUGGUAGUAAUAUUAAAUUAUCAUCAACACCGUCAUCAUCAUUUUUAACAUUUCCAACAUCAACAUCAAAUUUAUUAUUAAGUUCUGAUGUGAUUAAAAAGAUUUUAAAUAUUGUAUUUUUAGCACCAUCACCACAAUCACUUCAAUUAUUAGUGUUUUUAGUAUCAAAUUCACCAAGUAAUGAUGAUUUACUAUCACAAAUUUCAAAUACACAUUCAAAUUCACAAUUACAUGGUUUUUCAAUUGGUGGUGGCGGUGGUGGUAGUGGUAAUAACUCAAGUAUCACAUCAAUUGGUGGUGGUGAUAGUAAAAAAAUUGAAAAUAAAGAUAAUAGUGGUAGUGCUGUUGUUGGUUCACAAUCAAAUUCACCGCAAUCAAGCUCUUUUGUAAAAUCCCAACAAAUACAACAACAACAACAAUAUCAAAAACCAAAUAAUUCAUCACCCCCACCAACUACAACAACUACAACAACUACAACAACUACAACAAGUGGAUCACAAGUUAAAUUAUCAGUUGGUGGUAAUAGUGGAUCAUUUAAUAAUACAACAGAAUCAUCUCCAUCAUUAUUUACAUUGGUGGAUACAGCAAUCAAAUCAGUAUCAACUGAACAUUCAUCAAAUUUCUAUUUACACAUUUUAAAUAAUCCAGCCUAUAAUGAAGUGAUUGAAACUCAUUUUGAAAUGGUUUGUUUAAUUCUAUCAUUGAUUAACAAUAUGUAUAGAUUAUCACCAAAUCCAAUCAACUAUUUCAAUAGACUUCAUAAUGAUUCAAUCUUAAAGUAUAUAAUGGAAUUUGCUAAAAAGAAUCAAAAAAUUUAUCAAAAUACUCAAUAUAUUGUUUUAAGAAAUUAUUUAAUGAAAGAAUUACAUAUGCAAAGAUUACAUCCAAUUAAUGUUGAUAAAGUAUUAUCACAUCAAAUACUAUUAUCAGAUUUAUGGGGAUCUGCAUUAUCAUCAUAUCCUUUUGGUGGUAUAAAUUCUGAACAUUGGUUAUUACUUGGAUUUAGAAGUUCAAAUCCAAUGGAAGAUUUUAAAAAUACUGGUGUUUUAGCAUUAAGAAAUUUAUCAUACUUUUCAAAACAACAUCUUCAACCAUUUCAAAGUUUAUUAUUAACUCAAACUAAAAGAGAAAAAGAUGAUAAUGAUAAUAACAAUAAUAAAGUUAUUGAUAAACCUAUAAUAACUAAUAAAUUUAAUAUUGAAACUUUAGAUGAUGAUAAUGAUAAUAAUAAUAAUCAAGAAUUAAAUAAUAAUAAUAAUAAUAAUAAUAAUAAUAAUUAUAAUAUAAAAACUAAACCAAGAUCAAAUAGUAGAUCAUAUCCAUUAGCAACAGUUGCAAUAUCAUUAACAUAUACACUUUCAAAUAUAUUUAGAAUUGGUAGAAUUAAUGAUUCACCAAUUGAUAGUUCAAUUUGGGAUAUUGCAUUCAGUGGUAGUAAUUGGUUUGAUGAAAUAUUUGUAACAACAUUCAAUUUAUUUGAAUCACUUUGGCAUAGUGAAGCUCAUUCCUAUUCAGAUUUCCCACAAGUAAUCUCUCAUACUAGAGAGAUUAUUGAAAAGGUUUGUUCAAAAUCACCAAUUAACCUACAAGAUUUUAAAGAUAAACUUACAACGUUAUUAGAGAAAAAAGAUGAAAUCUCUUCAUUGGAUGUAAAUACUGUAGAAACUUUAGCAAGAUAUCAUCAAUUACAACCUUCUCAUAUUAAUAAAAGACAUAUUCAUAAAUUUUUUGGUGAAAGAGUUAAUGUUGAUAAAUUACCAAAUUCAAAUAAUCCAACAGAUAAUAUUAUUACUACCAAUACCAAUACCACCACUACUACCACAACUUCAACCAAUAAUGAUUGUGAAUCAACAAUAUUACAAGAUCAUAUAGAAUCUGAUAAAAAUAAUGAUGAUAAUAAUAAUAAUAAUGAAAUAAUUGAUGAUUGUGAAUCAAAUAGUAGUUUCUUAGUAAGUUCAAAUACUAAAGAAUUUUCAGGUAAAAAUUUAAUUAAAUUUUUUGGUGAAAAAACAGAUCAAAAGGAACAAUAUUCAACUCAACCAUCAAAUGUUAAAUCUUAUAAAUUGAAAAACUUUUUUGGUGAUCAACCAGUUGUUAUCAAUAAAAAUGGUGGUGGUGGUGGUGGUGGUGGUGGUGGUGGAGUUGAUAACGAAUUAAACCAAGGUGGUGAAACUGUAAAUAAAAAUAAAAACGAUUUAAUAGAUGAUAGUGACGAUGAAAACGAUAAUGAUGAAGUAAAUAAUAAUAACAAUAGUAAUAGAAUAAAUCAAGAUAUUAAUCAUAAACUUUAUGGUAAUAGUCCAAUUAGUGAAAGAAAUCAUAGAUUACAUGUUUUCUUUGGUGAAUGGUUUGAUACUGAACAAGUUGAGUAUAAUGAAAAGAUUAGAUCAUCAAGUAGUACACCUGAUACUUCAUCACCACCAUUAAAUUCUCAACCAGAGAGUGCACGUCUUCAUAAAUUAAAUAAAUUCUUUGGUGAACGUGUAAAUAUUCCAAUUUCAAAACCAAAGGUAAUCGGUGAAGGUGGUGGUGGUGGUAUUUUCCCAAUUGACGAUAUCGAUGUAACUGAUGGUUCAACAAACAACCAUCAUAUUGGGGGCGGCGGUGGCGGUGGUAGUAGUGAUAAUUUGCUAUCAAGAUCACCAGAAGAGACAAGAAGUGAUUUUAAAGCUCAAAAAGUUUUAGGUGAAAGAUUAGAUAUUAAAAAAGAGAAAGAAUCAAUUAAUUUCGCAUCACAACCAUCAAAUGUUAGAGAAUAUAAACUUCAUAAACUUUUUGGUGAAAUGGUACCAGCCCAUAAACAAAAGUCACCAAAACUACAAGGUGGUAGUGGUCCAUGGAAAAAAGGUAAUGUUUCAAAAUCAGAUUCUCAAGCUGUUGUGGCCCCAUUAAAUACAAUUAAAUUUAAUAAUGGUAAUACAAAUAUGAAUCCAUUAUUACAAUCUUGUCCAACUCCAAUUAAUUCUCCAACCUCACUUUCAAGUGAUCAUCUAUUAGAUGAUGUUUUAGAUUUAAAUCAAACUAAUAAUAAUAUUGAUAAUGAAAAUGAUGAUAUUAAUGAAGCAAUUAUUCCACCAUCUUUAUCUCCAACUUUACUUGGUGUAAAUAAUCAUGGAGAAGAAGAAGAAGAAGAAGAGGAAGAAGAAGAAGGAUAUAAUCAUACUCAAGAUAAUCAUGCUCAAGAUAAUCAUGCUCAAGAUAAUUUAUUAUUAUUAGAUGACGAUGAUGAUACAAAGAGUGAACCAAUUCCAUCAACUAAUACUUUAUUAGAUUCUGAUAUUAUUCCAAAUAAUACUACCACCACUACCACUACUACCACUACUACCACCACCACCACUACAAAUACUACCGGUCAAAAGAGAAUAUCAAUUUUAAGUACUGAUACAAAUAGACCAGGUAGUUCAAAUUAUGGUGAAUCAUCAUUAAGUAAUGGUAGCAGAUUUGAUGGUAUACCAGAAUCAACUACUCAUAAUGCAAAUGGUGAUGAUGAUCAUCAAAUUAAUUUACAUUCUUCAUCACCACAACCAUUACCAAAGUUUGUAAAUACUGAUGACGAAGAUAAUAAUAAUAAUAAUAAUAAUAAAAAACAGGAUGAUGAUGAAGAUGACGAAGAUGACGAUGAUAAAGAAGAAAUUAGAAAAAAGAGAGAAAAUAAAACAAAUCAUAGAUUACAUGUAUUCUUUGGUGAAAGAUUUGAUGUUGAAAAUAUUCAUUUCUUUACUAGAGUUUCAUCAUCACCUGGCUCUUAUGAUGCACAUUUAAAUAAUCCACAUUUAUCAGUAUCACCACAACCAGAAACUGUUAGAUCCUAUAAAUUAAAGAAAUUCUUUGGUAAAAAUCCCGAAGAUAAUGUUACACUCUCCUCCUCUUAUGAUAGUUCAACUUCACCAUUAUUAUCACAAUUAAAUCAUCAUCAUCAUCAUAAUCAUCAUCAAUCUGCUUCAAAUUUAAUUAAUAACAUUAAUAACAAUAAUAAUAAUAAUAAUAAUAAUAAUAGCAAUAAUAAUAGCAAUAAUCAAAAUAAUUUAAAUUCUAGUAAUAAUAGUAAUAAUAGUAGUAUUAGUAAUAAUAGUGGAAAGAAUAAUACCAAUAAUAAUAAUAAUAAUAAUACCAAUAAUAAUAAUGAUAAUAGUCCAAGUACAUCACCAAGUUCAUCAUUUAAGAAACAUCAAUACCAAUAUGUUAGUGCUGAGGAUCCCGAAGGUGAUGUUUCAAAAACAAAUGAAAUUAGAAAAUUACGUAGAGAUUUUAAAACUCAAAGAAUUUUAGGUGAAAGAUUAAACAUUAAAAAGGAAUCAACCGUUGUCGCUUUCCAAGAUCAACCUUCAACCAUUAAAGUUGAUAAAUUGAUUAGUCUUUUCGGUGAAAAAGUUGGUUUUAGUUUAAAAAGAAAAGAAUCUCAACGUGAUCUUCAACACCAAGCUUCUUCUUCAAAUUUGAAAUUUUCUUUAGCUUCAUCUUCAAAAUAG